This is a messenger RNA of Cotesia glomerata, 494 nucleotides long. RefSeq names its product peritrophin-1-like. Gene Ontology annotation, cellular component: extracellular region. The record is from RefSeq and is a predicted model, not a curated record. Gene Ontology annotation, molecular function: chitin binding. NCBI's taxonomy places the organism in Eukaryota, Metazoa, Arthropoda, Insecta, Hymenoptera, Braconidae. Bases 19 to 351 code for a protein of 110 amino acids. The transcript has 2 exons.
GUGAAGUGACAAAAAAAAAUGAAGGUGAUAAUUGCUGUAUUUAUUGUUGGAUUGAUCGGAACGGUAAAUUGCCUGAACCGAAAUCCGUUGAUAAGAGCUCCGGAGGAAACUCCUAAACCAACUACUACAACUACUACUAGCUCAACCCCAAAGCCACUGGUUGACUGCGAUGUUCAGCCCGAUAACGAAGACGAUGCAAUCCUGUUGCCUAAUCCCGUGAAUUGCGAGAGUUACUACGUCUGCGUUGGAUUAGAUCCGAUUUUAAUGCCUUGCCCUGAUGGUCUUCACUUCAAUCCUAAAUUGAAAGUCUGCGAUUGGCCCGACGUUGCUAACUGCACUUCUCAGUUUUAAUUGUUUCUCUUUGCUUAAGAGAGUUUAAUGUUUGCUGGCGGUUAUUCAGUUAUGUUUUGCUUAAUAUUUACUAUUUACUGUUUCUAUUUACUAUUUAAAUGUAUUUAACAUUACCAUGAGCAAUAAAAACCCUUCAGAGUUAA